AUGGCGUCUCCCCAACCAGGACCUGGCCCUUCAUCAACCCAACCAACAGCUACACCAAUUGUAUCGACGAGUUCCUUACUUCUGACCCGUGCGAGUUCCGCCUCAACAACCACAUCCUUUCCACCGUUGACAACACCUUGGGGAAGCCCGCAGAGCUGCACUUGGACAUAUGUAGUCGACCAUCCGAAGGAGUCGGCGUCACCAGGCGCUGUCGCAUUUUUGGACCUGGAGCCUAUGCCUGGAGCCAACACUUUAUCAUGUUAUCCUAACGGCAUGUUUUCAUAUGGCCGUACCGGCAUAUUUAGUCCCGGAACCUGUCCAGUUGGGUGGACGACAGCUUCACUUCAAUCAGGUACGGAUGGAUUAUCAGGCACGGAGCGGACAACAGCUAUUUGUUGCUCCUACGGAUAUUCUCUUCAUGGAUCAGACUGCCGACGCUCGGUAGCUACAGCGCUUGCUGUCCCCAUCACCUACAACAACACAGCGGGGACCUAUGAUGUUCUUACCCGCUCAACGACGACCUUGUACAGUGCUAUGCUGGCAGUCAGCACCAUCCGGGUUCUAUUUGAAGAGGAGGACAAGAAGCAGCUGGGAAUCGGCACAAAGGGAAAGGGUCAAUCUCAACCCUUGUCUAUGAGCGCUCGCAUCGGUAUCGCAGUUGGCGUUUGCGUGUUCAUACUGCUCUGCCUUGGUCUGAUCUAUUUCCUACUUGCGAGGAGGCGUCGCUCUCGGGAAGGUUUGACGAAAGACCGUCUAAUGCGGGACUUGAAAAGCAUGCACCAACGUGGGCCAUCGGCCGGCGAUGGUCCAUACUCUGGGGCCCUGAGCAUGACUUCCACCAACUCUAACACACCGAUGACCUACGAACAACGUGAGCCACCACCUGCGUAUGACCCGGGCCGCACAACGAGGAUUUCGGGAGGUCGUGACGGCGACGGCGGCAGACGGCGAGACGGCGAGAUCAUGGCGCUCACCGAACAGAAGGCGGUUAUACAGCAACGCAUUGAGGAGCUGCAAAUGCAGGAAACACCGCGAGACACGACAGGGAUGCAUCAACACUGA
Pochonia chlamydosporia 170 is the source of this 1062-nucleotide messenger RNA. RefSeq lists its product as hypothetical. The record is from RefSeq and is a predicted model, not a curated record. Lineage: Eukaryota; Fungi; Ascomycota; Sordariomycetes; Hypocreales; Clavicipitaceae. The transcript is spliced from 2 exons. The coding region runs from base 1 to 1062 and encodes 353 amino acids.